This is a messenger RNA of Paramecium sonneborni, 1564 nucleotides long. The record is from the annotation of a GenBank genome assembly. NCBI's taxonomy places the organism in Eukaryota, Ciliophora, Oligohymenophorea, Peniculida, Parameciidae.
AAAUGUCUAAGCUUAAACUUAAAGUAUGAUUAUCUAAUCAUCUUAGUUUUGUUCUACAUCAUCAUUAUAGAGUUCAGUUGCCAAAAAUCAAAAAAUACUUCUGGGAAAUCAACAGGAUCCAAUAUCAGCAUAGUAAUAAGAAAAUCUAAUCAAUUUUGGAAAUAUUGAUUAAAAACGAAGAAAUGACUAUGCUGGUGAUCGAUUUAUUCCUAGAAAAAAAAAGAAAUUUAGCAUUCUCACUGAAACUAAGGCACCAGCUCAAGACAUAGCUUCAUCUUAAGCUGCACUUGAAAUGCUCUAUAAAUAGUAAAUUCUUGAUUAAGAGCCUAUUAUUGAACCUGAGAGUGGUUCAUUAAAAUUUAUAAAUCAAAAUAACUUUCAAUAUAAGAAUGAACAUAUAUAUUAUAUUGAUUCUAUUGACCCAAAAAAUUAUAAUAGGUAUUAUUAAUUUAAUAAUUUAGUCCUCUUGUGGAUCAUAAGUACUUUGCUUUGCCAGAAACAAUAUCAAGUUAUUAUGGAAAAUAUAUUAGAAAAAUUCCGAAAGUACCAUUUAAAGUUUUGGAUGCUCCUCAAUUAUAAGAUGAUUUUUAUUUAAAUCUUAUAGAUUGGAGCAAUUAAAACACUUUAUCAGUAGCUCUUAAUAAUUGUGUAUAUCUAUGGUAUUGUUUAAUUCUUAAAUAGGAAUGCUUAAUCUUCAAAAGUUACGAAAUUACUUGAUCUAUGUAAUGAUGUAGUAACAAGUGUUGGUUGGUCUAUAAGAGGACCAUUACUUGGAGUAGGAACUAAUAAUGGAGAAGUAUAAAUAUGGGAUGCUUGUAAAUUAUAAAAAGUUAGAACAUUAUAAAGUCAUACAGCAAGAGUAGGAACUCUUUGUUUUGCAGAAAAUAUAUUGAGUAGUGGUUCAAGAGAUAAAUCAAUACUUUAAAGAGAUCUAAGAUAAAAAGAAGAUUAUUUUUUUAAAUCUUUAGCACAUAAAUAAGAAGUUUGUGGUUUAAAAUGGUCUCCUGACAAUUAAUUAUUAGCUUCUGGUGGAAAUGAUAAUAAAUUAUAUAUUUGGAGUGCAGCUUAACUUGACAAACCAAUUUUCAAGUUUACUGAACAUCAAGCAGCUGUUAAAGCAAUAGCUUGGAGUCCACAUUAACAUGGAUUAUUGGCUAGUGGAGGUGGAACUGCGGAUAAAACUAUAAGAUUUUGGAAUGCUUUAGAAGGUAAGAUGCUCUCAAAAGAAGAUACUGGAAGUUAAGUUUGUAAUUUAAUGUUUAGUAAAAUGGAAAAUGAAUUAAUAUCAACGCAUGGUUACAGUCAACAUUAAAUUGUAUUAUGGAAAUGUAAUGGCAUGAAAAGGAUUGCCACUUUAAUUGGUCAUACUAGUCGGUAUAUAUAUAUUUUUAUUAAGUGUGCUCUAUUUAGCAAUGUCUCCAGAUGGAUAUACUAUUGUGACUGGGGCUGGAGAUGAAACAUUAAGAUUUUGGAGUAUCUAUCCAUAAUCUAUUGGUAAUUAAUAAAAUAACCAAUGUCAAUUGGCACCUCAGAAUAUUAGUAUACGUUGAUUUAAAACUAUUUU